Molecule: messenger RNA, 1170 nt
Organism: Lodderomyces parapsilosis
Lineage: Eukaryota; Fungi; Ascomycota; Pichiomycetes; Serinales; Debaryomycetaceae
Exons: 1
Coding region: 1-1170 (389 amino acids)
Source: RefSeq, a predicted model, not a curated record
AUGUUGAAAUCAGACAAACCCGUCAUUCAAAACGACAACGACUCGGUCAACAAGACCAAGGGCACUGUUGUAAAUGGCUUAGGCGAAAAAGAGGAGCAGGGUAAGGAUACCACGGGCGAAGUUUUGAAUGACAAUCAAUUGAAACAAGUCCAUCUCCCGGCCAAUGCUGGAGGAGCUGAAGGUGGCAACAAUUCUCCAUUGGGAAAUGAAAAAAACUCCUUGGCUGCAAAUGUGGAUUUUUCUGAUACCAAAAAUGUUCCGGCAUUGAGUGGAGACGGCAAAGAUGGGAAUCUGAGUGGUAAUGCCAUGACGAACUCACUGAACAAUUUGGUUUCGAACAAUAUUGAAAGAUUUUUCAGAAGGAGUAAACAGAAAGAAGAGUCUGUUAAAAAAAAAGAACAAGCUGUCUCCGGUGAUGUGUCUUUGAUCCCACUUGAAGAAGACGGAACACCCCGUAAUACACCACCAAAUGACACCAAUGUGGAUACCCAAAGUGUAAAGUCGGCGGACUCAACCAAAUGGAGCAAAAAACAAAUUUUAAGUCUGGUCUUUUCGUUAUUUGCUGGCACACCUCCACAAGACAAUCCCAAAAGCAAUCCAAACUCCAGCGAUGAGGAUUCUGAUUUUACGACUCCAAAUAUACAGUUGAUUGAGAUGCCGAAGAUUCCUUCGCGAUUUCGGGCAAGAGAGAUUAAUGGAUUUGGGAUCCUUUCAAAUUCUCAAUCUUUGCCAAUGGAGACGAAAAAGCAAUAUCAAAAUCUCUUGAAUAGUGGUGUCACUUGCGUUUUGCAAUUUUGCAAGUAUUUGGAAAUCACGAGUGAGAGAUCUAAGAAACAAGAUAUAAGAAAGAGCUUUAUUGUUCAAUUCUCUAGAAUGCAUUCGGAAUUGGCAUUCACUGUGGCAAAUUUGAAUGGGACAGAAAAAGUUAAUACUGAGCUUUUGUUGCUGCUAAAGACUUUGUUCAAUGAUUUGUUUAGCUGCAACCACAUUAUUUGGAUUGCCAAUAAGUUUGAGUAUGAUGAUUUUGGAAGAAAGUUUAGAAAAACAAUUGCGGAGGUUUUGCGUGAAGAGUUUCAGUAUGAGGUUAGUCACAACAGAGAUGAUUUCUACCGUCAUGUUAUUGCCGCUAGUUUAUUACAAUGGAAGAGAAAUAUCCCAUUUCCAAAAUAG